Messenger RNA from Fusarium odoratissimum NRRL 54006, 1341 nucleotides. RefSeq lists its product as uncharacterized. Gene Ontology annotation, molecular function: beta-glucosidase activity. The record is from RefSeq and is a predicted model, not a curated record. The transcript is spliced from 5 exons. Gene Ontology annotation, biological process: glucan catabolic process. The coding region runs from base 1 to 1341 and encodes 446 amino acids. Lineage: Eukaryota; Fungi; Ascomycota; Sordariomycetes; Hypocreales; Nectriaceae.
AUGGACCGGCUUGUUGGCACAAUUGGGAAAGUUAAAAGGCUCGGAUUCCAGGGUAUAUGCUUUUCCGAUGGCCCUUCUGGAUAUGCUAGGUCAGACGGUGUGAGCGUCUUCUCCUCUGGCCUUACUGCAGCUGCAACUUGGGAUAAACGGCUUAUCUAUGAACAUGAACAUGCUGUUGCCAUUGGAGAAGAGUUUAGGGCCAAAGGUGCUCACGUAUUUCUUGGGCCAUCCUGUGGUCCUAUGGGCCGUAGUGUUCUGGCGGGCGAAACUGGGAGGGUUUCGGCCCUGACCCUUAUCUCUCUGGCGUCGCUAUGCAUGUGUCCGUGUCUGCGCACACAGACCACUGAGGAGGAUGGAGCCGUCAUCAAUGCUUUGAGCUCCAACAUUGACGAACCUGGUACUGCCAGCGUGAUGUGCUCCUACAACAGAGUGAAUCAGACCUAUUCCUGCGCGAACCAUCACUUGCUUUCGAUACUGAAGGAUGAGCUCGCCCUUCCGGGCUACGUCGUUCCUGACUGGUAUGCGACGCAUGGCACAGCCUCCUUCGCCAACGCAGGGCUCAACCUCGAAAUGCCAGGACCUGUCAGGGCCGACUAUGGUGCCUCGUAUUUUGGCAAUUACCUUCUAGAUGCAGUUAACGAUGAUAACGUGACAAAAAGUCGCCUCAAUGAAAUGGUCGAGAGAGUCCUGACGCUAUACUUCUUUCUACAUCAACAUGAGGAUUUCCCUGCCCUGGAUCCUGCUUCCGCCACUGCUCUAAGCGUCAAUCAGUUUGGUUACAACACCACUCAGUUCGCAAUCAAGCCCGUACCUGCACGCGAUGUUCGAGGUGAAUACCAACGGAACACUGCCCUGGAGAACGAAAAGGAUUUCGGGGUCUUUGGAAACGGAGCGCCAUACCCAGCCAUCGGAUCCGUCUAUUUCGACUAUGAGAACGCGUCUAUAUCCUACGAAGUGGGCACUCUCGACCAGGGGGGCGGUUCUGGCAUUGUCCGCAACAACGAGCUUAUCGCACCGUUGGAUGCAAAUCGAGAAAGUGUGAGAAAACAGGGUGGCCGGGUCCAGGUCCUUCUGGAACACAAGGACAUCGUCGAUGGCAAGUUCAGGUCUAUCUACCCGAUCCCUGAUGUCUGUUUGGUCUUCCUAAAAGCAUUUGCAGCAGAGGGCCGGGAUAGAGAGUCGCCGGACCUUGAUUGGAAUGCCACCAAGGUGGUCGAGAGCGUUGCGUCCUUGUGCUCUAAUACUGUUGUUAUUGUCAACGGUCCGGGUAUAGUCUUAAUGCCCUGGGCCGACAACGAGAAUGUGACGGCUAUUCUGUCAGGCAGAGUUGGGUUUGUGUAG